AUGCAUAUCCACAUCAUAGCUUGGGCGCUGGGCACAGCCGUACUAUUCCUUGGUGGGCUUGUGUCUACCCAGUCUGGUUUACAGGUGAUGAACUUCUAUAGCACUCCUGAUCAACAAGACCAGUAUUUUCUGGCCAGUACAUGGUUCCGGACCGCCACUUCCUGGAAUACUCGACCAAAUUCAGCAGCUCAACCAGUCUCUGAACUCACAGAUCAGCAUUCUCCUUCUUUGACCGUAGAACGUCGAUCAACCACCAAACAUCUCAUAACCGCCAAUGUCACUACUCUCCUUCCAGCUGCACGAAGUGUUGUCCGCGAAACGGCAGCCGACUGGAUCAUCGCUGCUGAGUCGGAAGAAGGAGAAGAGAGUUCAUGGUCCACCAUCCUCUGGAACUCCUUCCCGUGGUCCGACUUCCGAAAUUUCAUCAUCAUUAUUAUCUUCCUUGGGUAUUGCUGUAAACUCUAUAUAGACCGGGCGGCCCUAGGAGAGUCAUUGAGCAUAUACGUGCCCUUGGACCAUUGCAAAACAAGGCAGAUUGAGGAACUAAAGCAAGAAUUAAAAACCUCGGAAACUCAAAGGAAACAGUCUUCCGACAAUCAACAGCUGCAGCAUGCUCAAUGCCAGCUUGAGCUUGAAGAAGCCAACAGGGUCAUUGCAUGGCAGAAGUCUCAGUUGGAGAAGGUAUUGGAAGCUAAUGCCAGCGAAGUCAAGGACGUUGCUCAGAUCUAUUCGAGUGUGCAGGACAUAAUCUCCUCAGAGCUGAACGCGGAUGCUGAAUCAGACUCCUGCUGCGCAGAUGAACCCUCGUCCAACUUGUCGUUGCAGAAAAACCUAUCGGUCAGGCCCAUCACGUGGUAA
This is a messenger RNA of Exophiala mesophila, 858 nucleotides long. RefSeq lists its product as uncharacterized. The record is from RefSeq and is a predicted model, not a curated record. The transcript has a single exon. NCBI's taxonomy places the organism in Eukaryota, Fungi, Ascomycota, Eurotiomycetes, Chaetothyriales, Herpotrichiellaceae. The coding region runs from base 1 to 858 and encodes 285 amino acids.